This is a messenger RNA of Homarus americanus (American lobster), 5085 nucleotides long. RefSeq names its product circadian locomoter output cycles protein kaput-like. Gene Ontology annotation, molecular function: RNA polymerase II cis-regulatory region sequence-specific DNA binding; protein dimerization activity; DNA-binding transcription factor activity, RNA polymerase II-specific. The coding region runs from base 10 to 2970 and encodes 986 amino acids. NCBI's taxonomy places the organism in Eukaryota, Metazoa, Arthropoda, Malacostraca, Decapoda, Nephropidae. Gene Ontology annotation, biological process: regulation of transcription by RNA polymerase II. Gene Ontology annotation, cellular component: aryl hydrocarbon receptor complex; nucleus; cytoplasm. The transcript has 13 exons. The record is from RefSeq and is a predicted model, not a curated record.
UCACGGGAGAUGCGUAAUAUGGCGGAGAAGAUGCGCAGGGACAAACUGAACCACUAUGUGAAUGAGCUGGCCACCAUUGUCCCUCUCGGCUCAGGCGCCAACAAGCGUAUUGACAAAACUUCCGUCCUAAGAUUGGCUGCCAACUUUAUACGCAUGCACAAAGUUCUCAAGGAAGAUGAUGAUGACUCAGGACGGGCACCACCUAUGUUGAGCAGCAGCGUCACCCACAGUCUAGCAGAAGCUGUGGGAGGAUUUCUGCUGGUGGUAACAUCAACAGGCAAAGUGGUAUACAUUGCCGAGGCAGUCGACCAGUUCUUUGGCCAUAGUCAGGUGGACUUAUUAGGACAAAGUAUCUAUAAUGUUAUUCAUCCUGAUGACCAUGAAAUCUUCCAGCAGCAGCUCAAUCCAAGAGAAAACAACCGGAGGUCCUUCUUUUGUCGUAUGAUGGAGAAAGCACUGACUCGUAAUGACCCCGGCCGCUAUGAAAUUAUUCACAUUGUUGGUCACCUACGACCAAUACCACAGAGUGCAGGCUUAAUGUCUUCUUCUUCUUGUGUAUUGGCACCAUCUCCAAGUGGGACAAACACCUCCAGUGAUCAUGAUGACGAUAAUGAGUCAGACGUAGAUGGAGACAAUCAGUCCUUAAAAUCCUCUACAAGCAGAAGUGGAACACACAUACUGGUCAGUUUUGUGCGUGUGGUAAAAGAUCGACCAAUCACAGAGCUUUCCCUCGUAGAGUCAACACAGGAAGAAUAUAUUACUAGACAUGGAAUGGACGCAAAAAUACUGUAUACAGAUCACAGAAUAUCUUUUGUGACAGGCUUGAUGCCAGCAGAGGUUGUAGGAACAUCGGCGUUUACCUAUAUGCAUCCCGAUGACAUGAUGUGGUCCAUUGUUGCCCAAAAGCUAAUGUUUACCAGCAGUCAAGGACAAGGAAUAGUAUCGUAUAGGCUUCGGUGUCGAGAUGGAUCUCACGUAACUCUACGAUCUAGAGGAUACCUUGAAGUGAAUAAGCAAACAGGACAAGUUGAGUCUUUUGUUUGCAUCAACACUGUUCUAAGUGUCAAAGAAGCUGAAAAUGAGAUUAAGAACCAGAGGAGGAAACUACUGCCCAUCAUAACCUCCCAGGAGUCUGAUGAUCAUCUCAGCUCCAUUUCAUCCUCGCUGCCACCUGAGCUGUUGAUGGUACUGAAACAAAUGAUGAACCCAGAAACUGUACAGAAAAUGAUUGAAUCUGUUAACUCUCUUGGAAAUGUAGAAAAUGAAAAUUCAGAUGUGAGGCUCACGCAAUCAGAUGAACCAAGUCCGCAAACUCCUAUCCAGAAAGACACUGUAAAUUCACCGAAUCAUCAUGAAGAAGGAUGCAAUGAAGUCAAUCCAUUCCAGAGUAGACCAAAGAGAUUUUGUAGUUUUGAUGCAUUUAGCUCUCCACCUGAAGGUUUUGAUGAUCAGUCUCCUGGGUUAAAAGGACAUAGAGUCAAGACUGUAGAUGAAGACCCCUGGUACAAUCCAUCAAACAAGCGGACAUUAGUGGAUGACAUGAGCUCUGUUUCAACCAAAAAGUUCAAUUUAGAGCGAGAACCUAUUCAAUUUCACACCUGUCCAACCCAACAGUACAGCUCACUCAGCUCUACUCAGUUGUGUUCCUCCACAUCACCUUUGCACACAGACAAUGGACUUUACUCCUCAAGUCCUGGGCAACAGUAUGGCAGUGGUAACCUCAUCCACCCUGAAAGUCCUCAACAAUGUGGUACUGCUAAUUAUCAACAAAGCAAAAAUAAUCAGUUGUCACCUGCAGUGACUUACGAACCUCCUGGAACUCAGACUUAUCAAAAAAGUUGGGAUAUACAAUUUUCUGAAAACUGUAACCAAAAUAAUAAUGGGUGUUUACCUUUACAAAAAUCUUACAACCAUAAUAUAAGAGGGGGUGUGAUAUCACCAGGAACCCUGAGCCAGAAUGUAAGUCCAGGUAUACCUUCACCUGGGAAUAAUGGCCAAAGUGUGAGUGGGGGAAGGAAUCCUUCCAGUCACUUUGAGCAAGGAAGAAGUGCAGCUAUAUUCUCCUCUAACAACCACGAACAAGUUAGAAGUGGUAGCAUACCUUCUCUAGACAGCAAAAUCCAAAACAGUGAUGGGAGAGGGAUAUCCUCUCUGGGCAAUUAUUCACUAACGAGUAGUACCUUACUCCCAACGGGCAACUAUGAACAGAAUAGAAUAAACCAUAACAAAAAUUUAGGCAGCCACCAGCAGAGUGAAAGUGAUAUUACAAACCCUCCAAGCAGUCAUCAAAAGUAUAGAAGUAGCAUGAUCUUGCCUCCAUGUAACUAUCAACCACUGGGGAAUGACAGCAUAACCCAUUCAAAGGACCAUUCCCCCACAUUUCCUCAAAGUCAGUUCCUCCCUCAGUAUUCUCAGAAUCUUAGAGUGCAAACCAGUCAAGAGCCACACCAACAGUAUCAUCAUCAACAGCAGCAGCCUGUACCAGAACAUUUUCAAACCUCUACUAAUUUGAGACAUGAUCUCAAGUUUUCAUCAACUCCAGAAUUUGAUAUCAAGAUGCAGAGACAACAGGUUCUGCAGCAAAAAUCACACAAUCUCCAUGCUGUCCAUGAUGUUGGUGAGCCAACAAUCAACCAUAUAGUUUCCCAAGUUAACCCAAGCCAGUGUCUUCCCUAUGGUACAACAGUUGUUUCAGGAGGCAAAGAAGUGGGAUAUAAAUAUGCUGUGACAUCAGGGUCCCCCGAGAGUGGUUUGUCUGUACAAUGUAGUGCCAACUUCCAGUUAAAUACAGCACUUCCAGCCUCAGGUAUAUCAACCCUGCCUGAAUCAUCAGCAAGUCAGUGUCAACAAGCUUGUGAAAGCCAAUUACAUGGGCAUUUAAUCACUAAUGACAUAAGUGAGCAGGUCUUCUCCAGCAGACAAGUUCAACACUGUCAACCUCACAGUAAGGAAGGAGGUAAGCUUGUAUGAUGAUUGGAUCUCCGAGAACCAAUCUUUGUGUAAUAUUAAAAGACUCUCACCUCGUGAACCAAUAAAGCUGAUACCACCGGUGAAGAUUAACCUCAUCACCAAAGGUUUUGUAAAGUAUUAAUUCUAAGAAAUUAUUUUGCUUAAACUAAAGCAUAUUUGUAUAUCAUGGGCCAUGAAAUAUUUCCAUGUAAAAUAGUUUUUCCCCUAUUAAUGGUGUACACAUAGUUAAUAUAAUUUGUUAAUUGACAAACAUCAGACAUUAUGUUUUGGUCAAUUUUAUGCAAUAAUUUAGUUCUUUACAUAGAUUUGUUGUUAGUUGGAAUAUAUUUUUAAUGCAGAAAUAGUGAAGAACAAUGGCAUCUCAUUUCUAAAAAAACAACAGCUAUACUGUAGUUGUAACCCUUUGUUCAUGUCUAACACAUAGUGCUGAGGAUUGUUGAAAUGCUCUUGUAAUUUAAUCUUAAUUCAUUGUUGAAAAUAGUCAUUCCAUAAUUUUCAGAUGAAAGUUUGCAAAACUGAGGCCACAUAUUACUGUAAAACAUUCCUAAAUAAUCGGAUAUACAUUGAAUACCAAGUAUACAGUAUAUAUGUACAGUAUACAAAAGUCAUUCUUUUUAGAUUUAAAUUUCUGACAUCUUUAGCUUACAAUAGCUCAAUCUAGCACAUUUUAUUUACAGUACUGUAUAUAUUCAUAUGAAAGGCAUUACCCUUGAUUUCUUAAGAUGAUGUAGUUUAUGCUGCUCAUGGAAGUAGUUUCAACAGUAAUAACAUGAAAAAGACAACGAUAUACUGUAAAGUGUAGCUCAAUAAAAAUUUUAUUUAUUUUUAUGGCUGAGACAGUCUUACUUUUGCACCAACUUACGGCAUAGUCUUGUCCAGCGUGGGUAUCACAUUCUUUAAUAAUACUUUGUUAAGCAAAUUCGCUUUGGGGAAACCUAAUACCUUGUGGGGAAAAUGGGGAUAAGGAAUGUUGAACAAAAUAUUCUUACCUAACCUCAAGAAUGAAUAUGUACUGUAUUGUACAUGUACUGCAUAUUUAUACAUAUGCACGAAUAUGAAUUAAAAAAAAAGCACUUACUAAUGUGUACAUGUACAGUAUGUAGCUGCUGAAAUAAACUGAUAUAAUGUACAGCAGGUUGCACCCACCAAUGAAGAAAGAACCUUCAUUACUGAUAAUUUGUUCAUAUAAGUUAAGUGCUUUUUUCCAUGUGGUUACUCCAUCAACAGCAGAGUCUAUAUAUUGUUUAUUUGGUCAUUGAUCCACACUUUUAAUAUUUUUAUUUAUUUUUUUCAAUAUAGGGAAGCUUUACACAGUAGGGCACAUGGCUGACUCAUCUAUCCUGUAAUGUUGACAAAGGGAGGCUGAAGUGUGACCCUCAUGUGGCUUGUCCAAAAUCACGUUGCUGCAUCACCACCAGCAGACUGUUAACAGUUAUGUGGCAUCCUGUAGUUAACAAUUUCGCAAAUUUGUCCAUUACCUCCAAGGUGUAUCCAAUGUGGCAAGCUGUUGCUUAGCUGCAAGCUAUUUUGCAAGCAUCCCACUUGUGAGCAGUUAUUUUCAUUAAAAAAUUAUUCUUUUUAUACAUGAACUUGUUUGUAAAUGAUCAUUCAAUAAUAUUAUUAUUAUUAUUAUUAUUAUUAUUAUUAUUAUUAUUAUUAUUAUUAUUAUUAUUAUUAUUAUUAUCAAUUCAGACAGAGAGAGGACAUAUUACAUCACUAAUUAUUAUGAAGGCCAUGACAAUUAUAUUGUCAUUGGUUAGCAAGCAUAACUUUUUGCAUUGACAAUAGGAUCAUCAUCGGUUCACAAGAGUGUUAAAGGUACACAGAAAAUGCAGAGUUAAAAAAAUUUAGAAAAAUUACCAAAAGUCAAGUGAUUUCUUAUGCUCCUCAGCAUUGUCCACAAAAUGAGUUGCUAGCAAGGCAAGGGACCACUGCCUCAGAGGUGAGUAGUGGCAACUGUAUGGCAGGAGCUACAGAUCAGUCAAGCUAACCUGGAUAUAAUUCAGAUUGAUUAGUGUUUUGAGAAAUAACUACUGUAAUCACAUUUACAGUCGACCCUCGUUAAUUCGGACUAAUAGGGGGGGGAAGGGUGUCCGUUUUAGCCGAUUGUCCGAA